AGCCGGGCGGCGGCGGGGCGGGCGGCGGCUCCUCGGCGGCUCCGCGGCGGAGCCGGGCCGCGGGCCACCAUGCUGGGCCUGGACGCAUGUGAGCUGGGGGCGCAGCUGCUGGAGCUGCUCCGGCUGGCGCUGUGCGCCCGAGUCCUCCUGACUGACAAGGAGGGGAGACAGCUGCCCCCUGACGAGGCACUGGAUGAGGCUGUGCCUGAGUACCGGGCCCCAGGGAGGAAGAGCCUCCAGGAGAUCCAGCAGCUGGACCCGGAUGAUGAGAGCCUGGCCAAGUACAAGCAGGCAUUGCUGGGGCCCCUGCCCCCUGUCACGGACCUGAGCCUCCCCAACGUGCAGGUGACCAGGCUGACGUUGAUGUCUGAGCAGGCUCCGGGGCCCAUCACCAUGGACCUCACAGGGGAGCUGGCCGCGCUGAAAAACCAGGUGUUUGUCCUGAAGGAGGGUGUUGAUUACAAAGUGAAGAUUACCUUCAAGGUCAAUAAGGAGAUCGUCAGUGGCCUCAAGUGUCUGCAUCACACCUACCGCCAGGGCCUGCGUGUGGACAAGGCCGUGUACAUGGUGGGCAGUUACGGCCCGAGCGCCCAGGAGUAUGAGUUUGUGACUCCGGUGGAGGAAGUGCCUCGAGGAGUGUUGGUGCGGGGUGCUUAUGUGGUCACGUCCUUCUUCACGGAUGACGACAGGACGGACCACCUGUCCUGGGAGUGGAGCCUCCACAUCUGCCAAGACUGGAAGAGCUGAACGCCUCCCAUCCCAGGGGCUGCCCUCCCAGUCGGGGUCCUGCUUUUCCCUGCCCCUCAGUCAGUGAUCACACCCCCCACACCCUCUGCUCCGUCCUGGGACGCCCCCUCCCUGGGCUGGCACUG
Molecule: messenger RNA, 872 nt
Organism: Callorhinus ursinus (northern fur seal)
Lineage: Eukaryota; Metazoa; Chordata; Mammalia; Carnivora; Otariidae
Gene: ARHGDIG
Product: Rho GDP dissociation inhibitor gamma
Biological process (GO): Rho protein signal transduction
Cellular component (GO): cytoplasm; membrane; cytosol
Molecular function (GO): Rho GDP-dissociation inhibitor activity; protein binding
Source: RefSeq, a predicted model, not a curated record